Capronia coronata CBS 617.96 is the source of this 987-nucleotide messenger RNA. RefSeq lists its product as uncharacterized. The transcript is spliced from 2 exons. Bases 1 to 987 code for a protein of 328 amino acids. Lineage: Eukaryota; Fungi; Ascomycota; Eurotiomycetes; Chaetothyriales; Herpotrichiellaceae. The record is from RefSeq and is a predicted model, not a curated record.
AUGGCGGACGCAGAUCAGAAGCACCAGGCCUACCAUCAUGAGCACGGCAAUAGCCAUACCCAUGGCCACGAGCAUGGCGGAUCACACUUCCAACAGUCGCCCCGUCCAAACGACGAGGCUUUCACGGAAGCGAAUCGCACGCAUUGGAAUAAAUCCGCCGCAUCGUACACAGCAGAGCAAUGGCAGAAGGACUUCCUCAACAAGAUCACCGCAUUUAUCCAGCAGCACAUCGACUGGAUCGGUGUGGACUUUGUCGACCCGUCCACCGUCUUCGAGACGAAAGCGGGACUAGAGACUGACAGUCACGCGGCCAAACAAGUGCGCGUGCUUGAUUACGCCUGCGGACCGGGCAGUGUGACGCAUGCCCUGGGCGCCCGGGCAACCGAGUAUAUCGGCAUCGAUCUGAGCGAGAACAUGGUGCAAGCGUACAACCUGCGCUUCGCAGUACCAGCACCCGCUUCUCAGAUCAAUUCCGCCGCAGCACCCAGCUCGAGACAAGGACCGGACUCAGGGCCAGUGUUGCCGGAUCUAGAGCCAGAGCCAGAGCCAGAGCCAGAGCCAGAGCUCGAACCCGAGUCGUUCAACGCGCACGCAGUGGUCGGCAACCUCCUUGUACCGUCUGACCCGGCUCCGUCGAACCUGUCGUCUCCGGAGUUCUACAACUUUGAUAUUGUCGUGGUCGGGUUAGGGUUCCACCAUUUCUCGGAUAUUCCUCUCGCCACGCGACGGCUGGUCGAACGUCUGCGGCCCGGUGGGGUGUUCCUGAUCAUUGACUUCGUCACGCAUGCCAUGGAGAAUCCAGAUGCGAAUCCGGCCGUCAACACUGUCGCGCACCAUGGGUUCAGCGAGCAGGACUUGCGGCGGUACUUUGAGGAAGCGGGGCUUUCGGAGUUCGGAAUCGUCAGGAUGGGCGAAGAGGUGUUGCUUCGCGGGACGAUGAAGAGAGAGCCAUUUAUGGCUAGAGGAAGCAAGAUUCGUAUAGGCUGA